UGAACAUGAAUAUCUUCAGAACUUUGUUGUGAAACCUUUUUUCUCCUAUGGCACAAAACCUUUCUUUACCUUCAGGCUCCAGGUGAGUAUAAAACCUCGUACAUCUUUCUUCAUUCUGAGCAGCGCUCUCUUGAACACAUAAAUCCUUUUCACGAUUACUCUCGAAACCCGAACUCAUCUACACCGGCGUUUCUCGUCCAAGCCCUUGCAACGGACUUUCGGCCACUUCACUGUCGAACCUCUCCAAUCUUCUCAUAAACUCAUAACACAGCCAAUCAUGGGUCUUUGCUUUUGUCCCUUCGGGGGGCUUGUUAGCUGCGUAAAGGCAUUCCUUGGCGUCUCAUCUGCCGUGUCAUGUUGCGUUUUCACAUUAGGCAGUGGGCUUCAUAUGGCCUUCAAUAACGAAGCAGAGGAUUCAAGGCCCUUGGAUGGGGAGUCUUAUCAGGGUAUACUUUGGUCGUAUGAUGAUGAGCCUUCGGUUUGAACCAUGCAACAUGUAUUCUCCCUGCAGUCUUUGGUUCGUGGCCUCCAAGGCUGGCAUUUUCUACUGUAUUCAAUUGCAUUGUCGAGAUUUUUUAUUCUUUCAACUCUGUCCUUGAAAGGAGUUGUGGAAGCUCAAGGAGUUAAGUGGUUGGAGAAUUCCGGGGGCAAAGUCUAUUCGCUCACUGGUUUUGCAAUACCCUGGGUUUCGGAUCAAGCUUCGCAAAAGUUUGUAUGCAAGGGCGAGCUUGCGACUCAAGCGCUGCA
Fusarium redolens is the source of this 747-nucleotide messenger RNA. RefSeq lists its product as uncharacterized. NCBI's taxonomy places the organism in Eukaryota, Fungi, Ascomycota, Sordariomycetes, Hypocreales, Nectriaceae. The transcript has 2 exons. Bases 278 to 484 code for a protein of 68 amino acids. The record is from RefSeq and is a predicted model, not a curated record.